AUGCGGCCUGCAGGCCAUCGCCUGACAGUCCUAGAACUGCAGGUCGCCUCAUUAUUUGCCAUACAUCCACAGUCCGUCGCAAAAGUUUCGCAGUUCUUGCUUGUAGUGUGUAGACAAAAGAACAAUAAAGCAGUGUUUCCAAAAACAUCAGAGGAGUGGCAAGAAAUAGCUUAUAAUAUUGAAACCAGAUGGAACUUUCCUAAUUGUGGAGGAUCUAUUGAUGGUAAACAUCUGCGAAUUGUUAAACCAGCCAACAGCGGGUCAUAUUUUUUUAACUACAAAGACUAUCACAGUAUAGUUCUCAUGGCCCUUGUUAAUGCUGAUUACGAAUUCAUAUAUGUUAAUGUAGGCUGUAAUGGGCGAGUUUCUGAUGGAGGGGUCUUAGAAUAUACAAAAUUUUACGAUAAACUUAUAGAAAAAAAGCUAAAUUUGCCUUCUAAUGACGUAACAAAGCAUAAUUUAAAUUUCGUUUUUGUGGCAGAUGAUGCGUUUGCAUUACAUGAAAAUAUUUUAAAACCUUUCCCGGGAAACAAUUUAACAAAAGAAGAAUCUAUUUUCAAUUAUAGACUUAGCCGUGUGCGCCGCACGGUUGAGAACGCGUUCGGUAUAUUAGCUAAUCGCUUUCGAGUAUUCCAUACUCCAAUUAAUAUGCAACCUGACAAAAUUGACAAAAUUGUACUAGCAGCUUGCGCGUUGCAUAAUUUUUUGAGACGUUCUAAAACUUCAUAUAUAACGAGAAAUGAUGUUGACACCGAAAUUAUUGACACAGGGGAUAUAAUAAGGGGAGACUGGAGAGCAGAAAGACCAUUAGAUAAUUUACAACCAGGAUAUGGUCGUAAUGCUUCACGUGAAGCCAAAGAAAAUAGAAGUGAAGAGCUAUUAAAGAGAAAUAUGAAUAUUAACAUUUCUAAAACAAAAGUCCUGACUACUAGACAAGGGAAAGAACUUAAAAAAAUCUCGGAAGGAAGACAUAUAGAUCAAGUACAGGCUUUCGAAUACUUGGGAAUACAAAUACAGGAAGACGGAACCAUGGACGAAGAAAUGAAAGAAAUAUUACUAAAAGCCUCGAACCUGUAUCAUACCAUAAAAACAUAUCGAGAAAAGAAAUAA
Acanthoscelides obtectus is the source of this 1110-nucleotide messenger RNA. The record is from the annotation of a GenBank genome assembly. Lineage: Eukaryota; Metazoa; Arthropoda; Insecta; Coleoptera; Chrysomelidae.